This is a messenger RNA of Lathyrus oleraceus (garden pea), 2352 nucleotides long. RefSeq names its product probable inactive receptor kinase At2g26730. The coding region runs from base 134 to 1516 and encodes 460 amino acids. The transcript has a single exon. The record is from RefSeq and is a predicted model, not a curated record. Gene Ontology annotation, molecular function: ATP binding; protein kinase activity; protein binding. Gene Ontology annotation, biological process: protein phosphorylation. NCBI's taxonomy places the organism in Eukaryota, Viridiplantae, Streptophyta, Magnoliopsida, Fabales, Fabaceae.
UUUCAUUUCACUAUUUUGAUUCAUUAUCAAACUCCAAUGUUCAAACUCACUAACAUAGAGAGAGCCACUUCACUGCAAGUUCAAGAACAAGAGAGUUAAUAGUUAACCCAACAAAACAACACUGCAAAAAAUAAUGAGUCUAAACCUCAUCUGGUUCUGGACAGUACUCACCUUUCUGUUUCUGUUUUUUCUAAUGACCAAUUCAGAAUCAGAAAAUGUCAGAAAAGCCCUUGUCACCUUCAUGCAUAAACUUGAACCACCUCAUCAGGAUUCCACAUGGGGUUGGAACCUCACAUCAGAUCCUUGCACUCAUAACUGGCACGGAGUAACUUGCUACACAAACAACCAAUACAUUAAAAGCAUAGUUCUUGAAAAACUUAACUUCACCGGUGUUCUAGACGCGACAUCUCUUUGCAUUGCUAGCAAUCUUCAAUUCCUCAGCCUCAACAACAACUACUUACACGGUUUUAUAUCAGAGGAUAUAAAAAACUGCAAGUUCUUGACACACUUGCUUCUAAGUGGUAACCAAUUCUCUGGCAAUCUUCCUCUUUCCAUUCCUCAACUACGGAACCUGAAGCGCCUUCAUGUUUCCGACAAUCACUUCAUCGGAAAUCUUCCGAAUAUGGUUAAUGUCACAAGCUUGAUAUCCUUUCUAGCUCAAAACAACGCCUUCACUGGUCAGAUUCCUGAUUUUGAUUUCUCAAACUUUGAAGCUUUUAAUGUCUCUAACAACAAUUUGAGUGGUCCUGUUCCUGAUGCUGAAGGUUUUUUUAGUGCAGAUAGUUUUUAUGGUAACCGUAAUUUAUGUGGAAAACCAAUUUCAAACUCUUCAUGUCCACCACCACCUCCUCCUCCAACUCCAAUUGUUACGAAAGACAAAAAUAAAAAUGCAUUUCUUGAUGAUUUGCCAAUUUAUUCAGGUUACAUAGUUCUUGGUAUAAUUUUCAUUAUUUUCUUGAUCUUCAAGUUGUUAAAAAAAUUCAAGACCAAAAAUAAAGAAAAGGUAUUAAAUCAUGUUGAAAAGAAGGACGUGUCAAAAGACACUAGCUUUGUUGUUGGUGGUGAAAAGCUUAGUGAGAUACUGAAUUCCAACGGAUCAAAGAGUUGGUUUAAUGGCCUUGGGAUUAAAUCAGAGUAUUCUAUGACCUCUAUGGAAAGUGGAGUGACUACAUCAGGUCUUGUUCUUCUUUCAAGUAGAAAGCUUAGGGGAUUGCAGUUCGAGGAUCUGUUAAGUGCUCCUGCUGAAUUGAUUAGGAGAGGAAAACAUGGAAGCCUCUACAAGGUUAUGCUAGAUUAUGGGGUGCUUUUGGCUGUUAAGAGGAUCAAGGAUUGGGGAAUUUCAAAGCAUGAUUUUGAGAGAAGGAUGAACUUGAUAGCUCAAGUGAAGCAUCCUCUUGUAAUGUCACCUGUUGCAUACUAUUGCUCUCAGCAAGAGAAGCUUCUGGCUUAUGAAUAUCUUCCAAAUGGUAGCCUCUUCAUGUUGCUCUAUGGUAAGUUGCUAAUAUUCUGGUCAUAACUAGUUUUCAGAAUAUUAUGCUUACUUAUUUCUAUUGGUGAGAUAUCUCUAGUUUCCAUAUACGUUAAAAUAAGCUAAAAAUAAGCUAUCCAUAAGCCACUUAGUUAAAAUGUUGGCCUAAAUAUACAUGCUUGAAUUGAAAUUUAGCCUCAAAGAAUAUAUGUAACAAAAUCUUUUAACUUACCUUUGAUUACUGCAGGAUCUCAAAGUGGACACUCUCUUGACUGGAGGAGCAGACUAGAUGUUGCUGUAAAGAUAGCGGAAGCUUUGGCCUAUAUGCAUUUGGAGCUUGGUGAGAGUGGAAUAGCACAUGGUAACUUAAAAUCAAGUAACAUUCUGUUUAACAAGAACAUGGAUCCACAAAUAAGCGAAUACGGUCUAAUGGUAGCUGAAAACCAAGGUGUCAUGUCGCAUAGAAAAAGCCUCAGAAACAGAAAUAUGUCUCCAGCAGCCACCUUCAGAGCUGAUAUAUAUGCAUUUGGUGUCAUACUUCUCGAACUCCUGACGGGGAAAGUAGUUAAAAAUGAUGGAUUUGAUCUGGUUAAAUGGGUGAAUUCAGUGAUCAGUGAGGAAUGGACGGCAGAAGUUUUUGACCGGUCUUUAAUCUCACAAGGUGCUUCGGAAGAGAGGAUGGUGAACUUGUUGCAGGUGGCAUUGAAAUGCAUAAAUCCUUCUCCAAAUGAUAGGCUAAGUAUGAGUCAUGUGGCACUCAUCACAAAUGCGUUGAAAGACGAAGACGACAAAUCCAUAUCUUUUGACACAUGAUUGAGAGUUUAAUCAUCGUAUCAUAUACUAGUAGUAUUAGAUUUCUACAGCUUAUCUGUCAUCCUGUCUGC